AUGUCGGAGGCUAAGAAGGAGAAUAAAAAAGCGGUGUCUCCGGCGUAUUCGCUAGGAGCUGGUGCUAUUGCGGGGGCGAUUGAAGCUACCAUAACUUACCCAACUGAAUUCGUGAAAACACAGCUGCAAUUACAGAGUAAAGCUGUCGGCGGGAAACAUUACACGGGCCCAAUAGACUGUGCUGUACAGAUCGUCAAGGAGAAGGGAAUCACAGGUCUAUAUCGUGGAUUAAGUGCGUUGGUUAUUGGGACUGCUGCUAAGGCCGGUGUCCGUUUCUAUGCCUACGAGUCAUUCAAGCAAAUGCUGGCUGACAAGGAUGGUAAACUAUCGUCACAAGGAAUCCUACUGGCUGGUCUUGGAGCUGGUAUCACUGAAGCUAUACUUAUCGUUACUCCCACUGAAACAAUAAAAACAAAACUUAUUGACGAUGCAAACAGGCAAACACCAAAGUAUCGUGGCCUAGUCCACGGAAUCCGCACAAUAGUAGCAGAAGAGGGCAUUGGUGGCAUCUACAGAGGUGUCACAUCCGUAAUCCUUCGACAGUCUGCAAACCAAGCAGUGCGUCUCUCAGUAUACGGUGUCCUCAAGGAAGCUGUGCAGGAUCGAUACCCAGUAGAUGCCAAAACGGGCAAGAAUCUAGUACCGUGGUAUACGACGUUCGGCAUGGGCGCUAUUGCUGGGACGAUUACAGUGUAUACUACGAUGCCUUUGGACGUCAUGAAGACUAGAAUGCAAGGACUGGAUGCUAAACGAUUAUACAAGAACUCGUUGCAUUGUAUGUAUCGGGUUGUUGUUGAUGAUGGGUUUUUCGCACUGUGGAAGGGUGCUGUGCCACGGUUGGGACGUUUGGUGUUAUCUGGUGGAAUUAUCUUCUCUGUUUACGAAGUGACUUUGAAUAUGCUCUUAAAUGCUAUUCCUCCAUCAUAA
This is a messenger RNA of Synchytrium microbalum, 927 nucleotides long. RefSeq lists its product as uncharacterized. The record is from RefSeq and is a predicted model, not a curated record. Gene Ontology annotation, biological process: mitochondrial citrate transmembrane transport. NCBI's taxonomy places the organism in Eukaryota, Fungi, Chytridiomycota, Chytridiomycetes, Synchytriales, Synchytriaceae. The transcript has 7 exons. The coding region runs from base 1 to 927 and encodes 308 amino acids.